This is a messenger RNA of Lolium rigidum, 819 nucleotides long. RefSeq names its product 60S ribosomal protein L17-2. The transcript has 7 exons. Gene Ontology annotation, biological process: cytoplasmic translation. Bases 91 to 609 code for a protein of 172 amino acids. Lineage: Eukaryota; Viridiplantae; Streptophyta; Magnoliopsida; Poales; Poaceae. The record is from RefSeq and is a predicted model, not a curated record. Gene Ontology annotation, molecular function: structural constituent of ribosome. Gene Ontology annotation, cellular component: ribosome; cytosolic large ribosomal subunit.
AGCUCAUUCCCUGUUCGGAGAGUUCGUGUGAAGGCCAGACCCUCCCUCCCCUUCCUCCUCUCCGGCCGCACCCCAACCGCCGCCGCCGCCAUGGUGAAGUACUCGAGGGAUCCGGCCAACCCGACCAAGUCGGCCAAGGCCUGUGGCAAGGAUCUCAGGGUCCACUUCAAGAACACACGUGAGACAGCGUUUGCCCUUCGCAAGAUGCCUUUGAACAAGGCUAAGAGGUACCUUGAGGAUGUUUUGGCCCACAAGCAAGCUAUUCCCUUCAGGAGGUACUGUAGAGGUGUUGGCCGUACCGCACAAGCAAAGAAUCGCCAGCCAAAUGGACAGGGUCGCUGGCCUGCAAAGUCAGCCCAGUUCGUGUUGGAUUUGCUGAAGAAUGCUGAGAGUAACGCUGAGGUUAAAGGCUUGGAUGUCGACAGCCUCUACAUUUCGCACAUCCAGGUUAACCAAGCCAUGAAGCAGAGGCGGCGUACAUACCGUGCUCACGGACGCAUUAAUCCUUACAUGUCAAACCCCUGCCACAUCGAGCUGAUCUUGUCAGAGAAGGAAGAGCCCGUGAAGAAGGAGCCUGACAAUGUCAUUGCACCAAGGAAAGCUGUUUAAGCCCAUGGAGUGACCUCAGUAUCUGUCCAAGAAUCGUAGCUAUAGUUCUUUCCAAGAACCUUUAUGCCAGUGUUGCAUCCUUUGUUUUUGAUACCAAUGUUGAGUCAGGAUUUGUUAAGGUUGAUGCUAUCCUUGUGGUCUCGAAUGGUCGUUAUAUGCUAAAACAGUUUCAUGCAUUUGAGCAGUGCCUAUCUGAACUUAUUUGCCACA